AUGGCAAUUAAGUUGGUAGCCCUUUUGGCCAUCGGCCUGGCAAUCUUGGCCGUCUGCGAAGCCCGUCACGUGAGUGGCCAUCGCAGGCAGCACUUCGAGCAGCGGGCGCUCAUAGCGAAGCCGCACAGUGGUCCCCAGGGGCGCGUGUUCCCCGGUGCAGUGGCCAUCAAGAAGCUGGUGCUGCUGAAGUUCAAGAAGAUCGUGCCCAUCUCGCUGAUCCUGCUGAAGUCGAGCAACGAGAACGAGGCGGAACUGGUGCCCGUCUACCCCACCGACCAGAUUCCCGAGAACGUGCAGUUCAUCCCGACGCCCAACGGCAUCUCGGGCCACAAGGACGUGCAGGCCAUCGCCAUUCCCGCCGAGCUGCACGACCAGCUGCAGAUCAACGGUUUGUCCAACCUGGAGAACAUCGAAGCCCUGCUCCAGAGCAGCUCCAUCUCGGCGGCGGACAAUGAGGGUGAGACCCCGGUGGGCAACAGCAUUGCCGUGGCCCAGCCCGAGGAUCUGGUGCUGGAGCAGCCGGAGAAUGACGAGGAUCAGCUGCUGGAUGGAGCUGUCUCUCCAGCCGCCGCUCCAGCUUCUGCCGCCCCUGCUCCCGCUGCCCUGCGCCGCCUCUCCGCCGACGAGCUGCUCCGCUCCGGCGUCCGCAACUCCGCCCAGCAGCAGCAGACCAGCGUGGAGGAGAUCCCACUGCUGCUGUACUCCGCCAACGAGGCAACCGGAUCCCACUCCGUCGGUGGAAACUCCGGUCGCCGCUUCGUGGCCGCCGCUCCGGCGCUGCGUCGUCGCCAGCAGUUCUACAACUAG
Drosophila elegans is the source of this 807-nucleotide messenger RNA. RefSeq lists its product as uncharacterized. The record is from RefSeq and is a predicted model, not a curated record. The transcript is spliced from 2 exons. The coding region runs from base 1 to 807 and encodes 268 amino acids. NCBI's taxonomy places the organism in Eukaryota, Metazoa, Arthropoda, Insecta, Diptera, Drosophilidae.